Messenger RNA from Populus trichocarpa (black cottonwood), 2701 nucleotides. RefSeq names its product pentatricopeptide repeat-containing protein At2g03880, mitochondrial. Lineage: Eukaryota; Viridiplantae; Streptophyta; Magnoliopsida; Malpighiales; Salicaceae. The transcript has a single exon. Gene Ontology annotation, molecular function: protein binding; zinc ion binding; RNA binding. The record is from RefSeq and is a predicted model, not a curated record. Bases 210 to 2612 code for a protein of 800 amino acids. Gene Ontology annotation, biological process: RNA modification.
AAGUUCACUACACUGUUUCAAGAUACAGUCUUUUUGAGUGUACAUCUACAGUGAUUUUCUAGGGAGGGUUAGGCUCUUUUACUUCUCAACCAUUUUUUUUCCUGCCUUCCUUGUUUUCUACCGUUUUCCUCUUCCAAUCCUGUACGGUAGCUACCAAGGUUUGUGAGUUAAAAUCACCCAUAUUAAAAGGACUCUUAAUUUUGGCGGUUAUGCACAAAUCAAGAUUUUUAAAUAUCUCUCGUGAUUAUCUACACAGUGCUGCAAAGUCAAAUGGAUUUAGUUAUUCAAGACUAGAAUCGAACAGGGUUCUCAAAGAUUUGUCAAAACGGGGUCGAAUUGAUGAUGCGCGGAAUUUGUUUGAUAAAAUGCUUGACAGAGAUGAGUUUUCAUGGAACACAAUGGUUGCUGGUUAUGCCAAUUCAGGGAGAUUGACUGAAGCGAAAAAAUUGUUUUAUGAGACCCCAAUGAAGAGUUCGAUCACCUGGACGAGUCUUUUAUCGGGGUAUUGUAGAUAUGGUUUUGAAAAUGAAGCUUUUGAAUUGUUUUUGGAAAUGCAGCUUGAAGGACAAAGGCCAAGUCAAUACACGUUAGGGAGUGUUCUUGGGUUGUGUUCGACAAAUGGUUUGCUUCAAAAGGGGGAACAAAUUCAUGGUUAUGCGAUAAAGACUUGGUUUGAUUGGAAUGUGUUUGUUGUUACUAGUUUAGUUGACAUGUAUGGGAAGUGCAAAUGUGUUUUUGAAGCUGAGUGUCUUUUUGAAAUGGUGGCUGAUUGCAAAUACAAUGCAGUCUGGAGUGCUAUGCUUGCUGGAUAUUCUCAUUAUGGGUAUGGGUAUAAAGCGAUUGAGUGUUUUCGAAACAUGAGAAAUGAAGGGGUUGAGUCUAAUCAAUUUACUUUUCCAAGUAUUUUGAGAGCUUGCGGAGCGGUUAUGGCAUGUGAUUUUGGGUCUCAAGUACAUGGUUGCAUAGUCAGGACUGGUUUUGGUGCUAACAUUUUCGUUCAGAGUGCACUGGUUGAUAUGUAUGCAAAGUGCAGGGACUUGAAUAGUGCAAAGAGGGUGUUGGGGAAUAUGGAGUUUGAUGAUGAGGUUUCUUGGAACUCCUUGAUUUUGGGGUGUGUGAGGGAGGGGUUUGAAGAGGACGCUCUAUCUUUCUUCCAAAAAAUGCGUUCUAGAGAUAUGAAGAUUGAUGAAUAUACGUUGCCAUCUGUUUUGAACUCUUUUGCAUCCAUGAAGGUUAUGCAGAAUGCAAUUUCUGUCCAUUGUUUGAUAAUCAAAACUGGCUUUGAAGCAUAUAAGCUUGUCAAUAAUGCUCUUAUUGACAUGUAUGCCAAACAGGGAAAGUUAGAUUGUGCAAUCAUGGUGUUCAGCAAGAUGGUAGAUAAGGAUGUUGUCUCUUGGACCUCCCUUGUUACAGGAUACUCGCAUAAUGGCUCUUAUGAGGAAGCUAUCAAGCUAUUUUGUAAAAUGAGAAUUUCAGGUGUAUAUCCUGAUCAAAUUGCUGUUGCCAGCGUUUUGAGUGCCUGUGCAGAACUGACAGUUAUGGACUUUGGACAACAGAUUCAUGCGACCCUUGUUAAAUCUGGUCUUGAGUCAUCCUUAUCAGUUGAUAAUUCUCUUGUGACAAUGUAUGCUAAGUGUGGCAGUAUAGUCGAUGCAAAUCGUGCCUUUGACAAUAUGCCAACUCGGGAUGUCAUCAGCUGGACAGCUCUAAUAGUCGGAUAUGCACAAAAUGGCAGAGGAAAGCAUUCUCUACAAUUUUAUGAUCAAAUGAUUGCCACUGGAACAAAGCCAGACUACAUCACGUUCAUAGGUUUACUUUUUGCUUGCAGCCAUAAUGGUCUUUUGGGAAGUGGCCGUGCCUACUUUGAAGCAAUGGAUAAAGUAUAUGGGAUCAAACCAGGUCCUGAACACUAUGCUUGCAUGAUUGACCUUUUGGGGCGCUCAGGAAAACUUGCUGAGGCCAAAGGAUUACUGAAUCAAAUGGUUGUAGCGCCAGAUGCAGUAGUAUGGAAGGCCCUGCUUGCUGCAUGCAGGGUACAUAAGGAGCUUGAAUUGGGAGAGAUGGCAGCUAAGAACCUUUUUGAAUUGGAACCCAUGAACUCCAUGCCUUAUGUUAUGUUAUCUAAUAUGUAUUCCGCAGCUGGUAAAUGGGAAGAUGCUGCGAGAAUCAGACGACUGAUGAGGUCCAGGGGAAUAUGUAAGGAACCUGGGUACAGUUGGAUUGAGACAAACAGCAAAGUGAGCACCUUUAUGUCUGAAGAUAGAAACCAUCCAUUGAGAAAUGAGAUUUAUUCAAAGAUAGAUGAAAUUAUUAUGUUGAUCAAGGAGGCUGGUUAUGUGCCAGACAUGAGUUUUGCCCUUCAUGACACAGAUGAUGAAGUCAAGGAGCUUGGUCUAGCUUAUCACAGCGAGAAGCUAGCUGUUGCCUUUGGGCUUCUCACCGUGCCACAAGGAGCACCAAUUCGUAUUUUCAAGAAUCUCCGUGUUUGCGGCGACUGCCAUACAGCUAUGAAAUACACGUCCAAAGUAUAUGCUCGUCAUAUAAUUUUGAGGGAUUCAAAUUGUUUCCAUCAUUUCACAGAAGGAAGAUGCUCUUGUGGAGAUUAUUGGUAGAAGGCUUGAUUAUCUAUUAUUUACUCCACUUGUAUAUAUAUAUAAUUUUUAAGGGGUUAAUAGAGUGGUUGAGCUAUUUACAAGAUUUA